AUGGAUUCGCACUACCACAGGUACGAAGAUAACCGCACCCUCAGCCCUGCGGGGUUGCAGAUGGUGGAGCAGCAGCAGCAGCAGCAGCAGCAGCAGCAGCAGCAGCAGCAGCAGCAGCAGCAGCAGCCUGAAGUGUACCCCUUUUGCGUGGCUUAUUCGCCGGAGGCCCCCGCGCGGUCUUGGGGCCGGUUUGGGGAGAGCGGAGCAGCAGCAGCAGCAGCAGCAGCAGCAGCAGCAGCAUCACUGCAGCAGCAGCUGAAGGAGAGUUCGCUGGGCCGGCUGCUGCUGCUGCUUGCGGCCUUUGGCUUCGCGCUGCUGCUGCUGCUGCAGCAGCAGCAGCAGCAGCAGCAGCAGCCGCAGACCCUCGCAGCUAAUUUGAGCGCAGCAGCAGCAGCAGACUCCGUCUGCAGCAAAGAUUAUCGGGACAACACUUUGAAGUUGUCGCAAGAAGCCGCAGUCUCUUCUUUUUUUUUGUCUCCUUUUCCCCAGUUCGAAGCCAGCGACAUUAUUGUCUCCAAAGAAAAGGCCCUUUACUUU
Eimeria necatrix is the source of this 537-nucleotide messenger RNA. RefSeq lists its product as hypothetical. NCBI's taxonomy places the organism in Eukaryota, Apicomplexa, Conoidasida, Eucoccidiorida, Eimeriidae. The annotation marks the transcript as partial. The record is from RefSeq and is a predicted model, not a curated record. The transcript is spliced from 2 exons.